AUGGUUAAAAAGAAGCGCGGUCAUCCAGACCUCGAAGAACUCCUUGGCCGACCGUGGUGCUACUACUGCGAACGAGACUUUGAUGAUUUGAAAAUCCUCAUUUCGCACCAAAAAGCCAAGCAUUUCAAAUGCGAAAGAUGUGGCAGGCGGCUCAACACAGCAGGAGGUCUGUCGGUUCACAUGAGCCAAGUCCACAAAGAACAGCUAAGUGCCGUCGACAACGCACUGCCCAAUCGAUCAAGUCUAGAUAUUGAGAUUUUCGGCAUGGAAGGCGUCCCCGACGACGUCGUCCAAGCGCAUAACCAGCGCGUCAUCACACAAUUCCAGCAAGCAGAAACCGAGCGUCGCGCGGCAACGGGGAAUCCGCCACCAGGUCUCGCGAAAGACGGCGGUCAGGCGAAGAAGCCAAAGCUGGAGAUGUCGGAUUUGAAGAAACGGCUGGCGGAGCAUAAAGCCAAAAUGGCAGCUGAAAAGACGGCGGAUGGGAGUAGUGGUGAUGCUACACCUGUUGGAGCCGGGCAGAGUGCGCAGCCUCAAAGUGGUCUUGUGAGUGGGCAGCAACAAUAUACCCAGACCCAGCAGCCAGUUAGCAAUGGCCCGGCUGCUCAACAAUAUACUUCCUAUACACAGCCAUAUGGCUCUACGAAUCCUCCUUAUCAACAUGCCCCCAGCCCUGUCUACCAAACCUUUUCGCCAGGCGGACAACAGCAAUAUCCAGGCUCGCAAUUCGCCUCUCCACCUCAGUUCCAGACUGGACAGCCUGCGACAUCCUACACAGCUACAGCUGCACCCCUUCCUUUUGCGCAACAACAACAACAAUCACAACUCCCUGCAAGAACUCAUACUCCGCCAUCGAAUUUACCACCAUUCCCACCCCGUCAAGGUAGCUUACCAACAGCACCUGGCCUUCCCCAACGUCCAGCUUUUGGCGCUCCUCCAGUGAACCCGCAACAAAUGCAUCAGAUGCACCAGCUACCUGCCGCACCACCGCCAUCCGCUCACAACUACGGCCAAUCUACCCCAAUAGGCGAGCCCCCUGCAUCGGGAGUUCCGCUGUCGAGUUCCGUUGACGAUUUAAUCUCAGGAGCCGCCAGGGCGGCCGAUGGAGCCUCGGCAUCACAGACUCCAAAACCAGAGCCGGCAGCUGACGAGAAGAAGGGAAAGAAGGAAAAGGAAAAGGCAAAGACAAGGUUGGUCUACUCCGACAACGAAACUAGUCCAGAGGAAAAAAUGGCGGGUUUGCCGCGAUACGUCUACACUCCUGAUCCGCGCCAAGAGACAGUUCUGUCCGAUGCUACUAUUCCAGCGGUUGCGCGGCCCUCGACGAAUUCGGACGAUGUCAUCGAUGCAUCUGGUUAG
Molecule: messenger RNA, 1359 nt
Organism: Talaromyces proteolyticus
Lineage: Eukaryota; Fungi; Ascomycota; Eurotiomycetes; Eurotiales; Trichocomaceae
Exons: 3
Coding region: 1-1359 (452 amino acids)
Cellular component (GO): nucleus
Molecular function (GO): DNA binding
Source: RefSeq, a predicted model, not a curated record